CCCUCCCCCCGCCCCUCUCCGCUAGACCCGAGCCUCGCGGCAGCCCACACGCCGCGGGCUGGACACGGAAGGUUCGAACAAUACUGUUUUUAUCAUGUUUCCGGAUUGAAGUGACGCGACUCGACAUGACGCCUCGCCUUUAUUGUCGCCGUCACUGUGUGUGUCUGAUGAAGUGUUUCUGUGUUGCAGGAAGUGGACCCCCGCCACCAUGGAUGUCAGCCCCACCAUCCCCGACCACUUCAAGGCUGACCUCUUUGACCUCGUCUCGUGCACGGAAUACGACUUGAAUGGCGGUGCGCUGGGCGCCGAGUGCUGGCAGCUGGACGACCUGGUGACCCGGAAUAUCAACAACAACAACAACAACGCCGUCAGUGUCGGGGAAGUGAUGGCUCCUACCUGGUCCUAUGGGAGUUACCCUGAACUUCCCUCCUCGACGUCCACCUCCAUGGGCGUGCUGAGCCACGACAAGGAGAAGGAGACCAGCGACAAGAUGUGGGGCGGCGGCGGCACGACUGAGAAGGUGGUGAACAGUGCCACCGGCAACACCAUCAUCAUCACCUUCCCCUCCUCCGAGGGCCGUCCCUCCGACGGCUCCGAGGCCGCCUACAACCCCUCGCCGCCCAUGGUGGAGCCCAACAACCUUGAGCUUUUCAACUCCAUCCUCAACGAGAAGCCUUACGAAGGUCUGGUGUCUCACAACCACCGCUCGCCGGCUUCCGACUGCGUCUCGUACGUCAGCGCCUGCUCUGGCUACAGCGAUUCUGGGAUAUCGACGUCACUGGAGGACACAGCCUCCCCUAACGAGGGCGGCCACGGACACGAACACGUCGACUUUGAGCGACUGGUAGACUCCGCUGUCGACUCCCUUGUGUACUCCCCCGGGACCGGCGCUCUGGCCCCCGUCGAAGACCCUCAGGGCAUGGAUGGCGUCAACGCGGCGUACAUGACUCCCGCGCCGAUGCCUUACUCCACGCACGUCACUCAGAGCAGCGACGUGUCUUCCAUCCUGGAAGGGGCGCUGAGAGGCACAGUGCGUCGGCCGGCCGGUCCUUCUCAGCUGCCGCCCCUCACCAAGAUUUCUGAAGCUAAGACGCUCACACUGAUGUCCAACAUGACACCUUUGCCGCCCCUGACCUCGGCCUUCAAAGCAGAGCAGCUAAACGGCGUCGGAGGGUCAACGCAGAUCAGCAGCAGCAAUGGCAUGUACGUGACGACGGGCUACGACUACCACCCUACUCCAACUGAGGAGUACACCAGCCUGGACGCCUCCUUCACCAAACUCUCCACGACCACCCCUCAGAAGCCCGACCAGUCAGACCAAAAACCUAAAAAGCGCAAGUACACCAAGCGCGCGGCAGGGGAGGAGCCGACCGUGAAGGGCCGCCUCCUCCACUUCUGCCACAUCUGCAGCAAAGGCUUCAAGGACAAGUACAGCGUCAACGUCCACAUCCGCACCCACACCGGGGAGAAGCCCUUCAACUGCGAGCUGUGCGGCAAGUGUUUCCGGCAGAAGGCGCACCUGGCCAAGCACGUCCAGAUCCACAGUGCGCCCAAGCCACCGGGGAAGAGGUGAGCGUCGCGGCGCACGCCCGACCCAAGAUUCCUUCAGCCCCGUGCAGCGCUGGGCCGCGCCGGGUAGCGUCUGACCGAGCCGGGCCGUGGUCCCGGCCUCGACGAAUGUCUCACUGUCGUACCUGCUCCUCGUUCUUAAGCCGUCUUUUGCGUUAUUUACAGCUUCGUAUUGUUAGAAGGAUAAGGGAAUCGAGAAAUUAACAAUGUAUAAUCUAUGGUGCAGUCAAUACUCAUGUUUGUAAAUAGUCACUAACCUGUCUAUUAAGUUCUGCUGUCGCGCAGCCUCGUGUGUGGCGAGAACGGCACACCAGUGUUCCACUUGUUACGCCUGACUCAAGAUUACAAGAUUCACCACUAGCUGGCUAGUGUCACACACACACACACACACACACAAGCACACACACAUACACAUGCCCUACUCCCCACAAACAAACAUUCACUCCCACAGUUACACACACACACACACACACACACACACACACACACAUGCCCCCCCACCCACCCACCCACCCACACACACACACACACACACACACACACACACACACACACAAAUGGAGAGGUUGUACACAUUGUCAACACUCUGGGUGCCAUGAGUCCGGCGUCCGCCGCCUGACGGGGAUGCCUGGUGCGUGCCCGUCAGCCUGGCUGCGAGUGGCAAAGUUAGGAUGUCAUUGUUUUCAGUGGUGCACUACACACAGCAGUGACAUGUCCACUGAGGAAAAUUAGGUGAAAGGAGAGCCCUUGUGACGGCUGUUGCCCGGCCGGAGGGCGGGAGGUGUGCCUGACGGAGGGCCGAUCACGUCUCGUGGUGCAAGUGACACGCGUGCCGCCGCGCCAGACAGAGUUGGCUCUCACUGUACAUAGCUGCAAGACGCUCGCCUCGAUGCCCUGGCGAGGCCCUUCUCAGGAUGAGAUGCGGAGUCUUGUCUUUAGGUUCAUGAAUAGUAUUAUGAUUGGCUGCCAAAAUAUUUACACUGUGAUUGGAGAUCUGGGUACUAUACACCAGUCCCUGGCACUUUUGUAGAUAGUACAACUAUCCCUGUUAUUCUUUCCCUCAGAGUGACCUUUGCCACCACUCCCACAACGCCGCGCCUGCGCUCGCCAUGUUUACUGAACGACGUCCUUCAGACUGUGAGGCUUCUCAGGAGGAUAAUGUGUGUUGCCAUCCGGCACAAGGAGAAACACAGUAUUUCGCUGAGCCUUAAAAUGUUAUAGUUCAUGUUGUGGAGUAAUAUCCUUGCAUAAAUGCGGUGACCUGCAGGCAGCAAGCGGCGCGGGUGUUCAGUGAGGACGAGGGAGGCUGUCGCGACCCACCUCUACAGGUAAUCGCCACCUUGGCACCCUCCGCCUCGACUGAGCCCCAUCUGCUGCUGCUGCUGUUGCUGCGUGGGUGGAGAGCAGAGGGUCAUUCUUGAGACAAAUGUUUUGUGUCUAAUCUCUAAGGUGUUCUCAACACGUCUGGUUGGUGUGUAGUAUUGUGGGGAACAAGAGCGCCAUGUGGGCACCGGCGGACACGAGGCGCCUCGCCACACCUGUUGACAGAGUGCGGGAGGAAACGAAGCCCCGGCAGCUCCUUGGGGCCCUCCGCCAUGCUACGGUGCCUUAGGGGAAGGUGUCUCCUGAUGCAAUAAGAGUGUAAUAUUCUAUAUAAGUUCAGAUACUUGUUAGUUGUUAUAUGUAUUCAUCUCAAGAAUAUUCAUCUAACCUGUGUAAUAUUGCUCCAUGUCGGAUUACGUGAGUAGCUAACGCCGACCUUCCCUGUUAGUGCCGGUGCGGGCCGCGGCGGCACCCCGGGCCGCGCGCGUGUCCUGGGAGGGAGGCUGGUGGGGGCGGGACCCUGCAGGAGGAGUGGACACGGCUGCGGCCUCGUUGUCAAAUUGUUUCCGCUCAACUCAGCGUAAGGUCAAGUAAUCGAGGCCGGGCUCAGCGCCCCCCUUCAAGGUCUCCUCCAGCCCGGGGUAAAUCUUAUAUGAAAGCCGUAUAUUUUUCUAUAGUUAUGGAAGCCUUAUGAAUUUAUUUUGUUAUCCAUUGACCUACAAUAGGACGGCCGAUCACUGUCGCCGUCGACUAUUUAUAUGAGUUGUCCUGAAGGGGCGGGGUCGUGCGCCUCGCGCGGGGCCGCGUGCGGGAGCGAGUGUCGUCAGGAUAAACCCCGGCGAGAGUUCUGCCGACACGUCAGGAUGACCUUCAGGAGGACUCAGGCCGCGCUAGUGAUGGGAGGCCGCCACGCCAGGCUGGCCCGGCGGGCCGCCGCCGCCUCGCCCCGGCUGGACAACUGGUCGAGUCUUCUCACUGUUGUUUUCCUCUACUGUGAUAAUAAAAGUCAGCGUGCUAGUUAAUUUGUUAUACUUUUCCUAAUUAUGUCCUUCUUCUCCUUUUUAUUGUUUCUGUUAUUAUUUACCUAUUUGUUACUACAAAUUAUUCUCCUCAUUGAGUUGUCAGAGUAAUAUAUAUGUUACCCAUCCCGUCGUGUUAUUUCACUCUGUUGUGCCCGGCGCUCAAGGCUUACCACACUCGUAUUGGGACACAGAAUUACUCACAUAAUUCUGGAAUUGCUCACAAGUACCACAUGAAUGCACGAAAUUGGGUAUCUAGGUAGUUGAUUGAGUCCUGUUACAAAAUGAUGACCGACAGAGGACCGGCCGGCAGGCGCUGGGUUGGGGGUGGCUGCUGUUGCUGCUGCUGCUGCUGUCAGCCCGACGAAGUGGGUCAGCCGCUGGUCUUGGGGCACUUGACUCACUCACACAUUCGCCCACACUCCCUUGACUCAUCCACACCCACACCCACAUUCACAUUAUCAUAACCCCAUCCACACCCACACCCUCACCCAUCAUGCCUCGACUCACUCACACUCAUGCACACUCACUCCGCACCAUCACUCACACUCCCUUGACCCACACCCUCACUCAUGCAGAGUCACUUCACAAACACAUCCAUCUCCACAUCCACGAGACGCGCCCAUUAUGACGACACAAAAGAUAUUCAGAAACUCCACAUUCACCUGACACUCCUGCAUCCAAAGUCCAAAUGUAUCCAAGCGUAUCCAGUCCCACUUCAAACAUUCACACCCACACCCACCACUGACAUGCCCCACCCGUCCCCCUUCACAUACAUGUCCAGAUAUCUUCCCCCAUGACCACAUCCACCCCCACACAUAUGACAUCCACUUCGGCGACUACCCCAGCGUCGCCGCCAAAUGCUGGUUCCUUCACGAGGUCAGUGCCAUCCUGCGAGGCUUUGCUCAACCCUGUGUAAGCCUUGGGUUCCCGGGCCACUUGUCUGGGGUCGCCCGCUGCUCCCACGAAGUCCGCACCCCCGCUUGCCCGCCCGUCUGUCCUGCCCGCCAACACUCGCUGCCAAAACCUGAGUUACACCACCUCAACAACAACAACAACAGUGCCAGUAACAGCAAUAUCAGUAUCAUUACCAAAACUACGACAACAAUACUAUGAACAACAACUUAAAAAACAAACAAAUAAAAACGAGUUCCGGUCAUCAUAUAUAUACAACAAUGAUAACACCAAAUAUAAAAAAGUAACAACAGCAAAAAAGAUAAGAACAAUACUUAUAAUGGCAAAAACGUUAAGAUUAGGACACCAGACAGGUGUUUAAACAAAGAUAUCAACAUUAAAUUAGAAAAAAAUAAUAACCUCAGCCGAAACAUCUGCUAGAUACAGACAAAUAAUAACCAGACAAAUAGGCACAAUAAAAACAAGUACAAACAAUCACGAAGACAAGGAACAUUACGGUACAGACUCAGCCGCGUCAACGGUUCCUCUGCCAGUCACACACGCCAACGAGGGCCAUAAUAUUUAACAGUCUGAAGCAACACUCACAGCUAGACACGAGGCCAGACGUUAGGCAAGCAAGGGAAGGCGCGGCAGAGGUAUUGUGGCAGGGCAGGGCAGGGUGCAGGGGCGGGCGAACGGCACGGGCGGUGCAGGGCUUGCGGGGUGUGGCUGCGGGCGGCUCCACCCUUCAUGUGUCGCUCCGCCGUGAGAUGUGGAUCAGUCACCUCCAGCGACCGUCAGUCAGUCAUUCAUGCAAACAAAAACGAAAGUCCUCGGGGCCACCGCGAAGCCCCUUCAUUCCUCAUAUUCGGCUUUCAUACUAAUAUUAAUAUAUUUUUGUAAUCUUUGUUACACCUGCAAUGCUGAAUAUCAUGUAUCUACAAAGUGUACAUAAGUAGGUCAAUAAAAUUCGCGCAACAAUA
Messenger RNA from Eriocheir sinensis (Chinese mitten crab), 5788 nucleotides. RefSeq names its product sal-like protein 3. The record is from RefSeq and is a predicted model, not a curated record. Gene Ontology annotation, cellular component: nucleus. Bases 209 to 1573 code for a protein of 454 amino acids. NCBI's taxonomy places the organism in Eukaryota, Metazoa, Arthropoda, Malacostraca, Decapoda, Varunidae. The transcript has a single exon.